UUGACUUUCAGCUGCUCACAGACACUUUGUUUUUACGCAGUUUCAUGGCCUGAUAGACUACUUUAAUCUCAUUUUAUUUAUUUAAAAAAAGAAAAAAAAAAGCAGCAUGAAUCUCGUCAGGUCUCGCCUCUCCAUCGGCAACCUCUUGGGUCAGAGGUGCAGACAGGUCAGUGAGACAUGGAGCCACAGAGGGAUGUGCAAUAAACCACAGGAGGCCAAAGCAGAGCCUCCAUCUACAGCUCCAGCACACGCACCACCUCGCAUGGCGUUCAAAAUCCCAGGCUACAGACCCUCCCCGAUGGACAAGAGGAUCUUGAUUUGGUCGGGACGCUUUAAGACACCAGAACAGAUACCAGAGAUUGUGUCGUUUGAAAUGAUUGACGCCGCCAGAAACAAAGUGAGAGUGAAAGCCUGCUACAUUAUGAUGGGCCUCACAAUAGGGGCCUGCUUGUUUAUGAUCUUCCUGGGCAAAAGGGCUGCACGCAGGAACGAGUCCCUGACAACUCAAAACAUGGAGAAGAAAGCUAAAUGGAGGGAGGAAUUUCAAAAAGAGAGGGAAGCUGCCGUGGCCCUGUCUGAGAAGGCUCAGUGAUGGACAACUAGCCCCCUACACAACUAUGCCAUUUUCCCCAGCUACUGGGCCAAUAAUGUCCCUUUUCCUGCCGUAUAAUGUGUCACAAUUAUGAAGCUCUCCUCUGUGUAGCAAUCCCAAAACACUUUGGAGCGGUUUAGCAUCAGCUUUUACAACCAGGAGACAAAUGUGGAUUAUUUAAGAAUAGUGAAACCCAGUGUAAGGUUUUAUCUUUUGAGCAAAUGUACUGAGGGUGUAAAAGGGUACAGGUUUACUGAGGCCCUUUUUAAAAAAUCUGCAAGGAAUGAAACUCAUACUCUCACUCAACUAAAAACUGUAAUGCAGAUUUCAAGUGUCAGUGGAUUUUUAUAUCUACUUGUUUGCUUCAAGUACAAACACGUAUGAUUCAGACAAGAAAAACCUGAUGAAUAAACGUAUGAAUUUCUGUUUCCCAUUAGGAUUAAUAAGUACUCUGUCAGUGAUUCUAGUGAUGUUUCAAACAUACCUCUCCUACUUCAAAGCCCUAUAUAGUAAAUUUGCCUCAGAAGCAGGAUUCUUGUAAAGACAAUUCAGCACCAGAGUUUUAACUGGUCUUCAGUGGUCUGGGAAGUGGAUCAGACUUACAUGAUCCACACACACACAAUGGUCUGUCCUGUCCUAGUAAUCAUGUGAUGUGACAUCUACAGUUUGUAUAUAGUGAGCACCACAAAUAUCAGUUCAAUAAAGUUAUUAAAAACCAAGAAAAA
Messenger RNA from Scomber japonicus (chub mackerel), 1317 nucleotides. It is a transcript of the gene fam162a, whose product is annotated as family with sequence similarity 162 member A. Gene Ontology annotation, cellular component: mitochondrion. Gene Ontology annotation, biological process: neuron apoptotic process; cellular response to hypoxia; positive regulation of release of cytochrome c from mitochondria. Lineage: Eukaryota; Metazoa; Chordata; Actinopteri; Scombriformes; Scombridae. The record is from RefSeq and is a predicted model, not a curated record. The coding region runs from base 107 to 592 and encodes 161 amino acids. The transcript has 5 exons.